UAGGGAGAACAAAUGCAACUCGGUAUGUGCGUACCCCUGGCUGGUGAGAGCUGGGGCUUUUCUGGAAGAAGCUAUUUGCAGCUCACCACGGGCCCUCCUUCGUCUGCAGCCGCGGAGCCCAUCCACCGCACCCUCCGGCACGCAGACCUUGCCGCUUUCGGCUGGGCGGGCCCAGAGCCGGAGAGUGGCCGCAGACGCGCCUUGCCCGCACAUCCUCUGCGACGAGACUCAGGUCCCCUGUGUGGCUACUGAGCGGUGGGCGUGGGGGCUUUCCUGCUGGAGACAGGAAAGUGAGCAGCAGCGGGCGUGAGUGAGACGUCUGAGCGAGGCCCUAGCUCCUCCACCAUCGGUCCAGGAAAGAAGCCCCCAGGAGGGCCCUCCUGCGGCCAUCUGCUUCCUCCUGUCCAGGACAUGCUGGUUUGCCCAGAAUUCAUGGAUCGCACCCAAGGAGCUCAUCUCCGAGAAGGGCUGGUGGGACACCGGGGGCACGUUAUUCCAUCAACCCGGGAACCCUGCGCAGGGACACUGCCUUCCUGGAGGGAAGCUCCCCCAGCGGGCACAGCAGUGACCUCUCAGAAGAUCCUGGGGCCCAGGGGGACCGCUGCAAGCACAACUACAGAGAAGUGUUCUACGUUUCCCCAGGGUACAUAAUGUGGUCUUUAACAGCAAAAUCCAGUAAAAAAUAAAGGAAAAUGCCUGACAGGGAUAAAAACAUAGGAGAAAUGGGCCCCUUGAGGCCAGUGUGACUUACGAGUCCAGCCCGCCAGCCUGAGCCCAGCCUGGAAGGACCAUGGAUGGCAUCAUUGAACAGAAGAGCAUGCUGGUGCACAGUAAAAUCAGCGAUGCUGGCAAGAGGAACGGCUUAAUUAACACCAGAAACUUCAUGGCCGAGAGCAGGGAUGGUCUGGUGUCCGUUUACCCAGCGCCCCAGUACCAGAGCCACCGGGUGGUGGCCAGCGCAGUGCCGGCUGUCCUGGACAGCAGCAGGAACGAGCCCGUGCAGCAGCUUCUGGACCCCAACACCCUGCAGCAGUCCGUGCAGCCCCACUCCCGGCCCAACAUCUUCCUGUACUCAGACGGCCUGCUGCGCUCCUGGGGCGAUGGUGUGGCUGCCGACUGCUGCGAGACCACCUUCAUCGAGGACCGGUCCCCCACCAAAGACAGCCUGGAGUACCCCGAUGGGAAGUUCAUUGACCUCGCGACCGAUGACAUCAAAAUCCACACCCUGUCCUAUGACGUGGAGGAAGAGGAGGAGUUCCAGGAGCUGGAGAGCGACUACUCCAGUGACACUGAGAGUGAGGACAACUUCCUCAUGAUGCCGCCGCGGGACCACCUGGGCCUCAGCGUCUUCUCCAUGCUUUGCUGCUUCUGGCCCUUGGGCAUCGCGGCCUUCUACUUGUCCCACGAGACUAACAAAGCCGUGGCCAAGGGGGACUUACACCAGGCCAGCACCAGCUCCCGGCGGGCCCUGUUCCUGGCAGUGCUGUCCAUCACUAUUGGGACCGGCGUCUACGUGGGCGUGGCAGUGGCCCUCAUCGCCUACCUCUCCAAGAACAACCACCUGUGAGCUUCCCUUGGGUGCAGAGCAGAAGCACCGGGCCGGGCGUGGGCGCAGAAGCCGAGGCGCUGGCCCGGGCAGACCCCGCAUGAUGCUGUACAGAACAGAUGAUUGCCAAGCGAUGCCAGGAAGCCCUGGGAUUUUCUACCAUGGAUCUCUUUUGUUUUUACCCUCUAAUUUCGUUUUCACAGCACCGUGUAGAGCACCAGACAGACAGGCACUGCUAAUCCUUCCAAAGGCAAGCUCCAAAGAUCCUGACCCGCGAGGCUGUCUCUGGAUGGAUUCUGGUGGAUUUACAGCAAUGCGGCUCUCUGCAGUGCCCGAAUGCCACCGCAUUAGCAAUAUACAAACACCAAAAAAUGCGCUUAUUUUUUAUGGAAUACAGUGCAAUAGGCAGAGGGCAAGGGACACGUCAUUCUUCUGUCUGUGGCCCUGCUUGACUCCUUGUGUCCUUCUGGUCCACGCACCUUCCCUGCAGGAAGAGAAGGGGGCCCUGGUCUGCACACUGGCCUGGCCUGAGAAUGCAGGGCCAGGGACCCUGGCACGGGACCCGCCCGCUCCACCCCUUCAUGCCGCCCAGCCCAGGAGCGCCGGGCCUCCCCCAGAACAUGUCCACACUCAGCAGCUACCCCACAGCAAUACGCAAUCCUGGGACGUUGUCAAUCUAGGAUGGGGAGACGGGCCACAGCCCUCGGCGAGACUCCUCCAGAAUGAGCCCCAUGGUUGCUCCAGAAAUCCCGGGCAGCAGAGCCGUGGGCACCCUCAGCAUGGAGACACCAGGGGUGCUUCUCCAGUGACCGCCCUGGCAGACGCUCACCUGGUGUUGAGCAGUGACACUAGUGACCUGGAAUCGAGAUGGGCCUUACUCUGUUGACUCAAUGAAUAGCUAUUUUCUUGUCAUUUUUUUAAGUGCAACUCUUGCUUCCUGCUGCUUAAGUUAUCAGACAUAUGCUGAGGAAUAAGUAAUCACAGACAUUUUAAUACCAUUUCAUUGCUGUUUUAUGAGUGUUCAUUACUUAACAAAAAUUAUCUUUUA
Lemur catta (Ring-tailed lemur) is the source of this 2594-nucleotide messenger RNA. RefSeq names its product synapse differentiation inducing 1 (gene SYNDIG1). Gene Ontology annotation, cellular component: postsynaptic density membrane; intracellular membrane-bounded organelle; synaptic vesicle membrane. Gene Ontology annotation, biological process: positive regulation of synapse assembly; synaptic vesicle clustering. The coding region runs from base 791 to 1567 and encodes 258 amino acids. The transcript has 4 exons. NCBI's taxonomy places the organism in Eukaryota, Metazoa, Chordata, Mammalia, Primates, Lemuridae. The record is from RefSeq and is a predicted model, not a curated record.